UGGUACGAGUUCGAAAACAGGAACUGUUUACACUACAGAUACAUUUUUUCAAUAUUACCACACUUCAGAUCUUUCCCAAACCACACCUUAGCCAAGCACAAUCAUGUUCGCACGAAACGUGUCGCGACUGGUGGUGAGCGGCAGCACCGCACUGAUGAGGCACCGCGCGCGCGUGGUGCCGCCGCCGCUCUCUCUGGCACGGUGCUUCUCCAGCAAGGGCGACACAAAGGUCAUCGACGGCCUCAGCUAUACGGAGAAGCACGAGUGGGUCUCGAUGGACGGCGACGUCGGAAAGAUCGGCGUCACCGACUAUGCGCAGGACGCCCUCGGCGACAUCGUGUACGCGCAGAUGCCGGACGUCGACGCCGACUUUGAGAAGGACGAGGAUUUUGGCGCGCUAGAGAGUGUGAAGGCGGCGAGCGAGCUGUACUGCCCCGUGUCUGGGUCCAUCACGGAGACGAACCCGGCCGUAGAGGACAAACCCGCGCUCAUCAACACCGACUGCUACGGAGAGGGCUGGCUCAUCAAGAUGAAGCUCUCGAAACCCGAGGAGCUCAACGACCUGAUGGACGCCGAACAGUAUAGGAAAUUCGUGACGGCGCAGCAGGACGAAGCGGACGUCUAGACGCGCACGUUCUCUUGUUUAACUUGCUAUGUUCGCGCGGGGACUGGCCUACCGUCGUCGCUACGACUUAACGCAAAAACUAAUCUCGUAACAAAGUUACACAGCAACACCGUGAAGAUUAGAAUAUAGGUUUGAUCUUGGCAACACAUGAUUGUAACCAUAUUUCUAAGUCCCAGCUGUGGAAUUUUCUAAUGUUGAAAAAAACAAUUGUACAAUAAUUCAUUUAUAAAGAUGAUGUAACCAUAAUCUAUGUCGAAUGCAACUAAAAAAGAUGUAACCGUAAUAUAACUUGAAUGGAACUUGUGUAUGAAUAAUUGAGAUGUUAAUAGAAAGAGUGCUGUUAAUUGUAAGUUGACUCCCGGUUUUACCAUUACCCAGUGAAAGUUGGACCGUGAUAAACUUAAUGCCUAAUUGUUGCACAUAUGCCCUAUUUUCAUGCAUCUUCACUGCAACUAUAAAUUGAAGUCAGAGAGUGAACUAUACGUGAAUUGUAAUAUGAUGUGUGAUUGGUCGAUGAUAAAUAGAUUUAACUAAUUUUAGUCAAUUGGAAUAAUUAGUAUUAACCAUGAAGUUGAGUAACUGCUGUGAGUUUCCUUUUAAAGAAUGUAGAUAUUUUUGGUUAUCUGCUAGAAUGAGCACAGGGUGAUAUGAGCACCAGUACAUGGUUAACUACUCAACAAAGUGUACUUGAUUAUAGGUAUACUGAGUAUUUUAUUAUACUCAGAUUGUUUUUCUUACACACAGAAAUUUUUAUAUAUUAUUGCCCCGUGCAGUUUUAUAGGUGUGAGUGCUGAAUGCACAAAUUUCAAUGUUAAUGAAAACUAUUUUUCCUGACAA
Molecule: messenger RNA, 1462 nt
Organism: Priapulus caudatus
Lineage: Eukaryota; Metazoa; Priapulida; Priapulimorpha; Priapulimorphida; Priapulidae
Product: glycine cleavage system H protein-like
Exons: 3
Coding region: 104-625 (173 amino acids)
Biological process (GO): glycine decarboxylation via glycine cleavage system; protein lipoylation
Cellular component (GO): cytoplasm; glycine cleavage complex; mitochondrion
Source: RefSeq, a predicted model, not a curated record